Molecule: messenger RNA, 888 nt
Organism: Cyanidioschyzon merolae strain 10D
Lineage: Eukaryota; Rhodophyta; Bangiophyceae; Cyanidiales; Cyanidiaceae
Exons: 1
Coding region: 1-888 (295 amino acids)
Molecular function (GO): protein binding
Source: RefSeq, a predicted model, not a curated record
AUGGGUACGCAUUCUGGGCAUGAGAGAAACGGGGAGAGCGCACGUGGCGGGGCCCUGCAGCGUCUAGAGCGUCGCCUGGCUGCAGCCUGGGCCGAGCAGGACGCUUACCAAAUCGAGCAGCUAGCUGGAAUGAUCUACGAUAGGCUUGUACGCUCAGAUCCGUCAGCCGCUGCAACCGUGUUAGAACAGAAUGCGCAUCGCCUCGCGGUAGCGGGCAAACCAGCUGAAGCAGCGGAGCUGGCGACGCGUUUGAUUCGGCACUGGCGCGAGCUCGAGCAGCGACCUUUCUACCUCGCGCGACUCCAGCAGAUGGUGCUCGAACCGUUGCAAGCUCUGAGUGGAGUCGAAGCUGCGCGGGCGCGCACCAUGGUUCUCGAAGCUGUCCUGGCCUGGAAACGAGCAUCGGCGACGGUGGACACAGAAGAGGCGGCACCCGCAGAGCUCGCACCCGUACAGGACGCACUCGUAGACGCGUAUGUGCUCUGCGGUGAAUGGGCACGCGCUCAAUACCAAGUAGUCUGUCGAGGCGGACCUGCUGAACGCGAUCUUGCCUUCAUCGACGAGCAGCUAGGUCCGCAUCUUGCAAACGAUGUGGAAAGGAUGCUGGCUCGAACUCGUUUGGUUCUCUUCUACGUGCUGGCUGGCAACCUGAAAGCAGGCCGGGCAUUGGUCGAAGAGAUUCAGCGAAAGCACCCAACUGCCCCGAUGACGAACUUUGUAGUCAUCCUGAUGCAGGUUCUCGAGCGCGCCCGAAACGUCGACAGCAGCAAACGCCGCCUAUUGCGAAACUUUUGCGAUGACCUCAAGCGAGUCUAUCAUUGGGCGUUUUCUCUGGAUCCUGAGCUUGAUGCCAUGCUUGAUGAUGUGCUCAAAGCUCAAGGUUUGUAG